AUGUCUCGAGCAUCCCAGGUCACGCUCGCAACUACAUGCGCGACCGCUAUUGGUGUCGUUUUAUUCGUGCAUUACGCGCAAAAAGCAGACAAAGCCGCUAUGCACGCUGGUGUGAUUCGAGACUACGAGCAGCAGAAAGUGAAGCGUGAACGACUCGCCGACUUUGAGAUGCAGCGAGCGCUGGAGGAAGAGUACAGGAAGGUUCAGACGGUCUCGGAUGGAGGUGGACCAGCUGCACAGCAAGGAGGAUCAGGACGAUAG
This is a messenger RNA of Dothidotthia symphoricarpi CBS 119687, 261 nucleotides long. RefSeq lists its product as uncharacterized. Gene Ontology annotation, cellular component: mitochondrion. The record is from RefSeq and is a predicted model, not a curated record. The transcript is spliced from 2 exons. NCBI's taxonomy places the organism in Eukaryota, Fungi, Ascomycota, Dothideomycetes, Pleosporales, Dothidotthiaceae. Bases 1 to 261 code for a protein of 86 amino acids. Gene Ontology annotation, biological process: mitochondrial respiratory chain complex IV assembly.